AUGGCCGCUAUCUCGCAGGUGACAUACCAUCGGGAUGUCAAUGCUCACAACAUCCUGGUGCAGGCCGCGCCCGGCGCGCCCGCGCCUGAGGGACGAGCGCCCAGCUACGGCUUGGUGGACUUUGGUCUGGCGGUGGAUGCGUCGGGCUGGUGCGACCCAUCACCGAGCAACCCUGGUGGUAAAAGCGAAUGGGAGUUCCUGGAUGUAGGCGGGGACUGCCGCUACUGGCCUGUGUCAGCAUGGAGGCAGUUUGAGGCGGGAUGUCGAGCUUUGGUGCAGGAAGAUUUUCUCUGCGUGGAGUACCAGACGCACUUGGAUUUACAGGGCCUGGGCCUCACGGCGGUGCAGGUGCUGAGUAGCAUGCUGCCUGGCGACGUUAAGGCCCCCGAGCUCAAAAGGUUGCAGGAGCUCUGGCAACUCUACUGGGAGGAUGCCUCGUGCUACUGGGCGUCUUUGUUGGACACCUUCCGACAUGGUGGCGAUUGGACCGCCUUGAAACAGGACUUUGUGGCCCGGAAGGUCUAUCGCAUCAUGGCCGACAGGUAUCCUCGAUGCUUCUGUACCUUUGCACACAAGCAUGUCCUUGCACACUAUUACCUUCCCAAGCUGUGCAGAACUGGAAUGCAACUUUGCACAUUUCUUCGAGAGGAACACCAGAUAUGA
Molecule: messenger RNA, 663 nt
Organism: Cladocopium goreaui
Lineage: Eukaryota; Dinophyceae; Suessiales; Symbiodiniaceae
Source: the annotation of a GenBank genome assembly